AUGUGCCUACCGAAUACAACAAAAGUUCAAUUACGUGCGCGACCUGUUUUUAUCGGUAAGGUAUCUGAUGGAGAAGGUGAACUGGAUCAAAGAUCUUUCGUUCGCAAGUGGACGUUGCCGGAAAACGUAGAUCUGGAGGCGCUCCGCACUCAGCUGAACGAUGCCGGUCAUCUCUCCGUCGAAGCACCGAAGGUUGGUCAGCCUGGUGCUCAGAAGCGCUCUAUCCCAAUAGAGCGUGUUCCAUCCCAACUUUAA
Messenger RNA from Angiostrongylus costaricensis, 255 nucleotides. NCBI's taxonomy places the organism in Eukaryota, Metazoa, Nematoda, Chromadorea, Rhabditida, Metastrongylidae. The record is from the annotation of a GenBank genome assembly.